UUUGUCUGCAAAAGUGAGAGACGCACAUGGAAACGAGGAUGACUCGAGUGAUCGCACUAGGCCAGGUUCGCUGAUAAGGAAUAAUCUAUGUCGCUUCGCGAUGAACCAGAUGGAACACCGGUUGAUAAAUCAAGGCGAACUGCAGUGGUUCAACAGUGAUGGGACCACGGAUACGUCGCCGAUUACGAUUGCUGAUAAGCCAUACCGCCUUCGGAGUUACGACGAUAAUGCCGGAGCUUUCGACCCGAAAUACACGAAGGCGAUGCACUGCGUUCCGUACCGGUGCGACUCCGAGCCGGAGCUGGAACUGGAGCUGGACGUGUCCUCGCUGAAGUUCCAGCAUCACCCGUUGUUCAGCUCGGAGCAUGUGCUGGCCGCACAGCUGACCAGUCUGUACGACGCGUACGCCACGCUUGCGCUUUCCGGAGACCAGUCGCCUCCAUCCUGUAAAGAGAAGAUGAAUUCACUCAGGGAGGACUUGGACAAGCUCAACGAGGAGGCCAGCGAGCGUGAAUUUUCUCAAAUAAGGCGUAAAAUUAUGGACGUUAUAGAACAGCGGCAGAAAGCGGACGCUCAGACGGACACCUUGAAAGCAGUCGUGGAGAAAAUGAAACGCGUCUGGGAGGACGUGGAGCAGUUGAGGAGGACGCAGGGAUACACCAGCACCGCUCUGACCCUCAAGUUCCGCAGAAGGUAUAAAGCGACGGAGAGUGAAGGGGCGGCGGAAGAUAUACCUCCUCAGGAUGCCCCAGUCGAAGAGGGACUGUUUUCCGAAGAAGUCGAACUAAGGAGGUUGCUCCAACAGGUUGAAUGGAUGGAAUACGAAAGGAAACUGCACCUCUGGCACCAACACAAGCGGCUCAAGCAGGGGGAAGGCGUUGAUGGCGAGGAAGCGGAAAUGAACAAGCCGGAACCUCCGGCGGACAUCGUCGAAUCGGAAAUCGCCGAUCUCGUUCGUCGAAGGAUCGAAAAACAGAGAGAGGCGACAGAGUGCGUAUUCUACCUGACCCGAGGAAAAACCACACCGGCUCACCAGUGCCCCAGCGAGGAGCAACAGAGAAGACAAGACGUUGCGAAAACAAGCGUUCAUCUCAGAAUAAUGUUCAACGAGAAGGAGGUCUGCAAGACAGACACGAGACCACUCGGCGAAGAGUUCAUGGUGGUUUGGGGUCAGAUAUUUGCUCUGCGAAUCCUUCAGUUCCCGAGGACAAUCAGCCUUGAGGUGUACGAGACGAGGGGAGUGCUGUCCCAGAAGCUGGCCGACGUGCUCGUGCCGGUCCCGGAAGCCGAACAGACCACGUCGAACACGCACCUCGCGGCAAUCCACUUUGCCAGCGAGAAGACCGUAUCCACGUCGCACGCUGGGGUCGGCUGUGGUAUGCAUGAUAUGACCUUACACUUGGCCACACUCACUCACUCGCUUGCUCGCUCUCGUGCUCUUGUCUCACCAAGGCAAUAUUACGCUCCAACGAGUCGAACAUUCCAGAUGCUCCCACCGAAAGACAAAGGCAGCGGCGGUGGUCUGGAGUUCUGCGACAAGGCCGAACUGGAGAGGAACCCGCGGUUCUCGCUGCUCCUGCUUCGAAACUCGGGCGUCGCGGAAUUCCGAGACUUCGCCAUGGUGCCCCUUAUGACGAACGAGUACACCGUCCCGCUCAUGGAGAAAAUCUACGCGAAGGAAGCCCGCACGGAAAGCCUCCCAGGCCACCACGAUCCAAUCGAAGCUCGGCAGGCGAGGAUGUCGCACGCCAUCAAGGAGAUGCGGGAGCAGGUCUUGAGACAAGUGUACGAGUCUCAGACGCACAAGGUCUUGGAAGACGUUGUGAUCGAAGAGAAAAUGCCGUUCAUUGGUUCCCUGGGCUUCGGCCUUCUGAAGCUGGCCAAGCGGCGCCGUCCCCUGCGUCCAAGUCGCCGAGAGCGCCGUCGUGUGACGGGUCAGAGCGCGGCGGCCGCCGAUGCCGAGAUCCUGGUCACCGUGCUCAGGGCGUCCAACGUUCCCGUGCGAAGGGACACCGAAGUCUCCGCCACGCACAGGGCGCCGAGGACGACCUCAGGUGAGGCCGACAUCGUUCACUGCGCAGUCUAUUCUGGCUUGCUGGACGACGUAGUGGAGUACCAGGUGCGCCCUUUCGUCGAGAUCAUGUUCCAGCAACGCACGGCGCGAACAUUCGUCGCCGACGGACCACACCCCACGUGGAACCAGGAACUGCGGCUGCCCAUCACUCCCGAGCAAUGUGUGGUGAAAGAUGUCAUCUACCUGAACUUGUUCGACGAAGUGGUGCUCGACCUGUUGGAGGACGACCGCGAGCGCCACAGCACCGUGCACCAGCGGCUGGAGAGACGCUGGCUCGGCAGCCUGAAGAUUCCCUUCUCCACGCUCUACAUCAACGCCAAGAUCGAAGGGACGUUCCGCAUCGACGUUCCCGUCGUGCUCCUGGGCUACGCGCACGAGGUCAAGCCUUGGUCACCGGCACAGGACGCGCCUGCGUCGAGCACCUACGUGUCAUUCUACAUGACGGUGGAGCCGGGGCUACAGUCGCCCGAGGUGCUCAGAGCACGGUGCGACAGCAACGAGCCUCCUCAGCUGGUGCAGCAAGCCGAGGAGUGGCAGAGCUCGUUGGAGUCCCGCUACCCUCGGCGCUUCGUCAAGGCGCUCGCUAUGGACGCCUCGGGCAAGUGGGUGUUCGUGCCUCGCUUCCUGCGGCCCCUGGCACCGCCCCAGCAGCUCCUGGACUCGGCCAGGCGUCCCAGCCUCGUCGAGGACGUCUCGUCUACGGCCAAGGAGAUCACGGCGAUGGCUGCUCGCUUUGUGUCCCUGAUACCGACGCUGUCAGACAGCGUACUGUUUCCAGGCCUUUGUGACAUCUGGAGCACUUGUGACCAAUUCCUGCGCGUACUGACGGGCGACGAAGAGGAGCACGCCCUGUUGCUCUGCAACUACUUCCUGCACCUGGGAACCGAGGCGUACCUGCUGCUGGGCAGCGGCAUACCCGAGGGCCAGACCGCGUACGUGCUCACCCGAAACUCCGGAAGGAGCCGCGACGGUGACGUGCGCAUCUGGAACGCCGUGACGGGACGCUCGUACAGCGUCACCGACAGCUACGGGCCGCUGCAGACCGUCGGCUGCCUCGUUGGCGUCGACAACAUCUGGGCCAACGUACAGAAGCACGAGCAUCCUUCGAGGCUGUCUUACAACUUGAGCAAGUCGAGUCACUGGAAGCCAUUCUUCGCCAAGGGAAAAGCACCCCCAUCCCUCGAUUCCGUUCAGCCGAGCGAGCUGUCGUACGAGCCGACGGACCCUUUGUACGUGUCCCGGCUGCAGCAGAAGAUCGAGUACGCGCUGAAGGAGAGCGUCAUGAAAUGGCGCAAGCGGUUCCGCACCUCGUGGAACCGCUAUGCGAGCCAGGUGCUCCGCAAGAUACUGCCCAGGCUCGAGUCAAUGGCGUCCGCAUCAACUAUCACCGAUGACAUCCAAGAACUCUCUGAGAUACUUACUUCUUACAAGAUGAGUGGCUUUCCACUAUCUAUGAGCUUCACGGAUGUGGAAACGGUCAUAGAGACGGUGCUGUCCACCGGAGUUCACCUGACCGAGUCCAGGAACGUGGAGUUCGCCUUGGCAGUCCACAUCCACCCUUACCCUUCCGGAGUGCUCGCAGUGUGGGUUUACAUUGCGGCACUGACGAGGAAGUCAUGAGCACUCCAAGUGUUGCGAUUAUUGUUGAAAUAAAAG
This is a messenger RNA of Rhipicephalus sanguineus (brown dog tick), 3730 nucleotides long. It is a transcript of the gene Cc2d2a, whose product is annotated as coiled-coil and C2 domain-containing protein 2A-like. Gene Ontology annotation, biological process: non-motile cilium assembly; protein localization to ciliary transition zone. The record is from RefSeq and is a predicted model, not a curated record. Gene Ontology annotation, cellular component: ciliary transition zone. The transcript is spliced from 25 exons. The coding region runs from base 101 to 3694 and encodes 1197 amino acids. Lineage: Eukaryota; Metazoa; Arthropoda; Arachnida; Ixodida; Ixodidae.